Messenger RNA from Daucus carota subsp. sativus, 735 nucleotides. RefSeq lists its product as uncharacterized. Gene Ontology annotation, biological process: response to desiccation. Lineage: Eukaryota; Viridiplantae; Streptophyta; Magnoliopsida; Apiales; Apiaceae. The transcript has a single exon. The record is from RefSeq and is a predicted model, not a curated record. The coding region runs from base 76 to 618 and encodes 180 amino acids.
AAGCCAACACACCAUUCUUCAAGAACUCAAAACCAGCUCUCAUCUCAUCUCCCUCACAAACCCAAAGUUGCAGUAAUGAGCUUCAGCUGGAGCUCCGCCGUGGUCGGAGCCGCCACCGCCGUGGCCACGCAAGCCCUCCUCGCCUCCGUCCCCAAAGACCCCAUCUUCCACCUGGUCUCCAUCAAGCUCACUUCCCUCAAACUCAACCUCCCCUUCUCAGACGCCGAAGUCAUCAUGACCAUCCACGUCACCAACCCCAACAACGUCCCCAUCUCCUACAACUCCACCAUCCUCUCCAUCUUCUACGAGGGCUCGCUCAUCGGCACGGCGGACGUCAAAGCCGGCUCCCAGUCGGCCAAGUCUUGCCAGCUUCUGCAGCUCCCGGCCACGCUCAAGAGCAAGGAGUUUGCGCACCACGCGAGCAAGUUUCUGGCUGACGUGGCGAGGAGAGAGAUGGUGAUGAACGCGACGGUGGAUAUUGAGGGAGUGGCGAAGGUUUUGGUGUACAAGCAUAGGUUUAGGUGUCAUGUGAAGAGCCGGGUGAUUGUGGAUCCGGUUAUGUUUGAUGUUAUUGAGCAAGAGAAUAAGGCUGAGAUGGAUUUGUUAGUUAUUGAUUGAAUUGGUUGAUUAAUUAGUUUGUAAUCAUCCUUUGAUGUGAUAUUUGUGGGUUGUUUUGAUUAAGACAAAAUAUUGCAAUUUUAAUGAAAGGGUUGAAAUUUAUGUUCUUUUGGUAUA